This is a messenger RNA of Brassica napus (rape), 1366 nucleotides long. Its product is annotated as meiotic recombination protein SPO11-2. The record is from RefSeq and is a predicted model, not a curated record. Gene Ontology annotation, molecular function: DNA binding; ATP binding; DNA topoisomerase type II (double strand cut, ATP-hydrolyzing) activity. The coding region runs from base 151 to 1362 and encodes 403 amino acids. The transcript has 10 exons. Gene Ontology annotation, biological process: reciprocal meiotic recombination; meiotic DNA double-strand break processing; meiotic DNA double-strand break formation. Gene Ontology annotation, cellular component: nuclear chromosome. Lineage: Eukaryota; Viridiplantae; Streptophyta; Magnoliopsida; Brassicales; Brassicaceae.
GCUUGAAAGUUGAAACGCCAUACAGUCCAUAAACGGUGUUCGUGAAAACGUACAUUCGUCAAAUCUAAAAACACCGCGCGCCUCUCUUUCUCCUCCAAUAAAAAUUCAAAUCAGAGAAAGAAAGAAAAAAAAAAAGAAAAAGAUCUGGAAAUGGAGGAAGAUGCAUCGAUGAAGUUCUUCUCGGAUCAAAACACCUCUUACGCUGACAUCCUUCCUCCUCGCGAAGCUCGUGCUAGAAUCGAAGUGUCUGUCCUCAAUCUCCUCAGAGCUUUGAAUUCUCCAGAUCCAGCCAUCUCUCAUCUCUCCCUGAUCAAUAGGAAGAGAAGCAAUAGCUGUGUAAACCAAGGCAUACUCACAGACGUUUCCUACAUAUUCCUCUCUACUUCCUUUACCAAAAGCUCCUUGACCAAUGCUAAAACUGCCAAAGCUUUCGUGCGCGUGUGGAAAGUUAUGGAGAUGUGCUUUCAGAUUCUGCUUCAAGAGAAACGAGUCACUCAAAGAGAGCUCUUCUAUAAACUGCUUUGUGAUUCACCUGACUUAUUUUCUUCUCAGGUUGAAGUCAACCGAAGCGUCCAAGAUGUGGUAGCUCUUUUGCGUUGCAGUAGAUUCAGUCUUGGGAUUAUAGCUUCUACCAGAGGCCUUGUUGCUGGAAGGUUAUCCCUUCAAGAACCAGGUAAGGAACCUGUAGACUGUUCAGCCUGUGGCUCUUCUGGUUUUCCUAUUUCAGGAGACUUGAAUUUGCUUGACACCACCAUCAUGACAAGCGAUGCUCGCUACAUCAUUCUUGUGGAAAAGCAUGCGAUAUUUCAUCGCCUUGUGGAGGAUCGCGUGUUCAAUCACAUUCCUUGUGUGUUCAUCACCGCAAAAGGGUAUCCGGACAUUGCCACAAGGUUUUUCCUUCAUCGGAUGAGCAUAACAUUUCCUCAUCUGCCAAUUCUUGCUCUAGUAGAUUGGAAUCCAGCUGGGUUAGCUAUACUAUGCACCUUCAAGUUUGGGAGCAUAGGAAUGGGUCUUGAAGCUUACAGAUAUGGUACAAAGACUCGAACGUUUGCAUCACAUUAUAUUCCCACUGUAAUGAUGGUUUUUGAUUCGUCUGUAGCUUGCAAUGUUAAGUGGAUUGGGCUCAGAGGAGAUGAUCUUAACCUGAUACCAGAAGAGUCUUUGGUUCCUCUCAAGGCAAAGGAUUCGCAGAUUGCUAAAAGCUUAUUGUCCUCCAAAAUCUUGCAGGAGAACUACAGAGAGGAGUUGUCACUGAUGAUCGAAACUGGUAAGAGAGCUGAAAUUGAAGCUCUGUAUUGCCAUGGUUAUAACUAUCUCGGGAAGUAUAUAGCCACCAAGAUCGUUCAGGGCAAAUACAUAUAACACU